AUGGGCUCUUCGCCGCUCCCCGUCAGCUUGCAGAGCAAGUUCCUGAAUUCCAGACCUGCAUCUCGUCUGCGAGAUUACCGAGGGAAUCUCGACAUUGUCCGAAAUCUCGUCUUUUUCUUCUUCGUCCUCGGCAUCGUUCGCAGAUCCUUCUAUUUCCUUCGUGGCCAUGGCAUCGUCGGCUCCAUCCUCCUCGGCGUCCACAAGGCUCAUAAGACCGCAUACAAGAUCUUCCUGAACCUCCCCGGCGUACGGAGUCAGGUGGCCAAACAGCUGGCCCUGACUCGCAAAGGCCUCGAGGAAAAACUGGCGCCUAUGGGCCCUGGGACGACUCGAUAUCUCACUCUCCCCAAGGAGCCAUGGACGACCGAGCAGCUUCGUGCAGAAUUGGAAACGCUCUCUUCCAUGAAACGUACGAGAUGGGAGGAAGGUAAAGUGUCCGGCGCAGUUUACCAUGGCGAGAAAGACCUGUUGGACAUCCAAUUCGAGGCAAUGAGGCUGUUCAGUGUUUCGAAUCCCAUCCACGCCGAUGUCUUCCCAGCAGUGAGGAAGAUGGAGGCCGAAGUUGUGGCAAUGGUUCUAGCUCUGUUCAACGCCCCUACCUCCGGCGCAGGAGCUACUACAUCUGGAGGGACAGAAUCCAUUCUCAUGGCUUGUCUCUCUGCAAGGCAGAAAGGCUACACGGAAAGGGGUAUAAGACACCCUGAGAUGAUCAUUCCGAGCACUGCUCACGCCGCCUUCCUGAAGGCAGGCAGUUAUUUUGGGAUCAAGGUCCAUCAAGUCGUUUGCCCGGCACCCGAGUACAUGGUCGAUGUGCACCGUGUGCGAAGGCUGAUCAACCCAAACACAGUCCUCCUUGUUGGAUCUGCACCAAACUACCCGCACGGUAUUGUCGACAACAUCCCGGCGCUGUCCAAGCUCGCCGUAUCUUACAAGAUCCCACUCCACGUUGACUGCUGCCUCGGCUCUUUCCUGAUGCCAUCAUUAGCCAAAGCUGGAUUCCCCUCUCCCUGGGCGGAUGAAGGUGGCUUCGAUUUCCGCCAGUCUGGCGUCACUUCCAUCAGCGUCGACACCCACAAAUACGGAUUUGCCCCUAAGGGAAAUUCAUGUGUCCUCUACCGUAACCGACAAUUCCGCGAGUAUCAAUACUUCCUGUGCCCGGAGUGGUCGGGCGGAGUCUACGGCUCACCCUCGAUAGCGGGUUCCCGACCGGGCGCUCUGAUCGCAGGAUGCUGGGCGAGCAUGAUGUCCGUAGGCGAAAAGGGCUACAUCGACGCGACGCACAAGAUCGUCUCCACGAGGAUCACUAUCCAGAAUGCGAUUACCGAGCAUCCCUCUCUGAAGGAGACCUUGUCCAUAAUCGGCAGCCCCCUUGUCAGUGUUGUGGCUUUCGAGUCCAAGGACCCGGCCAUCUCCAUCUACGACGUCGCAGAUGCCAUGUCUAAGAAACACUGGCACUUGAACUCGUUGCAGUCUCCAGCCGGCGUGCAUGUCGCGGUGACGUUGCCGAUGACGAGGCCUGGCGCUGUGGAUGGCUUAAUUGACGACCUCGUCGCGGUGGUCACGGCUGAGAAGGAGAAGGCCGUUGAGAGAGUCAAAGCUGGUGGCCCGAUCGAAAAGGGUAAAGGCAACUCCGCCCAGCUGUACGGUGUCGCCGGCAGUUUACCGGAUAAGUCUGUGGUUGGCCAGAUCCUCGUCGCGUAUCUUGACACUUUGUACAAGGCAUAA
Exophiala aquamarina CBS 119918 is the source of this 1725-nucleotide messenger RNA. Its product is annotated as sphinganine-1-phosphate aldolase. The record is from RefSeq and is a predicted model, not a curated record. Gene Ontology annotation, biological process: sphingolipid catabolic process; carboxylic acid metabolic process. Gene Ontology annotation, molecular function: pyridoxal phosphate binding; sphinganine-1-phosphate aldolase activity. The coding region runs from base 1 to 1725 and encodes 574 amino acids. Gene Ontology annotation, cellular component: endoplasmic reticulum. The transcript has 2 exons. Lineage: Eukaryota; Fungi; Ascomycota; Eurotiomycetes; Chaetothyriales; Herpotrichiellaceae.